Colletotrichum truncatum is the source of this 1533-nucleotide messenger RNA. Its product is annotated as amino acid transporter. The record is from RefSeq and is a predicted model, not a curated record. Gene Ontology annotation, cellular component: membrane. Gene Ontology annotation, biological process: amino acid transmembrane transport. NCBI's taxonomy places the organism in Eukaryota, Fungi, Ascomycota, Sordariomycetes, Glomerellales, Glomerellaceae. Gene Ontology annotation, molecular function: L-amino acid transmembrane transporter activity.
AUGCCGGCGGUCAACGCUGCCCACGAUAGUGCGGAUGAGUCUGUCAAAGAUGGCCAGCUCGGGAUUGUCGAAAUCAACGUUCUGCAGGAGCGGACAAUUGGUCUUUUUGGCGCUGUGUCACUCGUUGUGAACAAGAUUAUUGGCGCAGGUAUCUUUUCGACGCCAAGCACAAUCUUCAAAUUGUCCGGUAGUGUGGGAAUGGCGUUGAUGUGUUGGGUGAUUGGCGCAAUCAUUUCAACAUGUGGUGUUUUUGUCAUGCUCGAGUUUGGCACUGCUAUUCCCAGAUCAGGAGGAAUCAAGAAUUACCUUGAACGUGCAUUCAGUCCGAGGUUGAUGCAAACAUGCAUUUAUGUCUUUUACUGCGUGUUCUUACAGGUUUCCGCAAGUAACGCCAUUACCUUUUCGUCAUAUAUCCUGGUUGCGGCCGGUGUUGAUUCAACAACGUGGAAACUCCGUGGAGUUGCAAUCGCCGGUGCUGUCUUUUCCGUCGGAAUUCAUACCGUCGCCCCUCGCAUUGGCAGAGGCAUUCAAGAUGUGCUCUCCGCCGUAAAGCUUUUUACGCUUUUGUUCAUCGUCUGCUGCGGUUUCGCCGCCUUGGCAGGGCAUCUCAGGAUAGAGGCGCCCAAGAACUUUUCGAACGCAUUCGAGGGCACAUCUAACAGCGGAUACAACAUUGGUUCUGCAAUCCUCAAUGUCAUCUUCUCGUUCCAAGGAUAUGACAACAUCAACGCUGUUCUAUCUGAAGUCCGCAACCCCCAAAAGACUCUGAGGUUGGCGUUGCCUCUUUCUAUGGGUGUUAUUGCUGUGCUCUAUCUCUUGGCGAACGUCGCCUAUUUUGCUGCUGUUCCCAAGGAGGCUUUCAUUGCCGCCAAAGUCACCGUCGCUGCCACUCUGUUCGAGAAUAUCUUUGGCCCGUCAGCUGGAGCGAAAGCGCUGCCUGCGCUGGUUGCGCUUUCCGCCCUUGGCCAUUUGCUUGGAGUUGCCUUUACAAUUCCUCGCUUGCUUCAAGAGCUAGCCAAGGAUGGAGUGUUGCCUUUCUCCAACCUCUUCAUGGAGAACAGGCCCUUCCGAACCCCCAUCUACGCUCUGUUGCUGCAUCUUGGUGUCACAAUCUUGUUCAUCUGUGCCCCUCCAGCAGGAGACGCAUUCAAUUUCGUCGUCAGCUUGUCCAGUUACCCCACCACGGUUCUUCUGUUUGCUAUCACAGUCGGCUUGGUGAAGCUGCGACUUACUGACCGUGCAAACUUCCACUCGCCACUUCCCGCGCCCUGGAUUCUUAUUGGCAUCUACCUUGUAGCGAACAUUUUCCUCAUUGUUAUGCCAUUUGUGCGACCACCCAACGGAAAAGGCAGCACUUCUUUGCCGUACUGGCUCUCUUCCGUCGUCGCUCUGGCAAUAUUAUCGCUGGGCAUCAUUUACUACACUCUGCGCUUUGUCAUUGCGCCAAAACUGUUUGGGUACAAGCAUCGCGAGAUCCAGCAGGAGCUGAGUGACGGGUCAAAAGUCACUAGAUUCCAGAGGAUCGAGAGGUGA